This is a messenger RNA of Nerophis lumbriciformis (worm pipefish), 795 nucleotides long. The record is from RefSeq and is a predicted model, not a curated record. NCBI's taxonomy places the organism in Eukaryota, Metazoa, Chordata, Actinopteri, Syngnathiformes, Syngnathidae.
AUGACAACCAGCAUGAUUUAUUCUUUCAGAAUGACGGUGGUAAAUCUGUCCUUCGCUGCGUGUGGAUUUUUGGGCAUCUACCACCUGGGAGCUGCUGGGGCUUUUUUCCGUCAUGGGCAGAAGUUGCUGACCUGCCUCAAGUCAUGUGCGGGAUCCUCAGCUGGUGCGCUCGUUGCCGCUGUCAUUCUCACGGCCCCUGAUAAAGUCAAGCACUGUGAAGAAUUUACAUACAAUUUUGCUGAGGAUGUGCGACAACAGAGGUUUGGAGCAAUCACACCCGGAUAUAAUGUCUUAACCAAGCUAAGGGAAGGGAUUGAAGAGAUGCUGCCAGUUGAUGCUCAUAGUCAGGCUUCUGGUCGCCUCUAUGUCUCAAUGACACACUUCAGAAGUGGAAAGAAUCACAUUGUUUCCCAGUUUAACUCUAGGGAGGAGCUGAUACAGGCACUCUUGGCCAGUAGCUUUGUGCCAGUCUAUGCGGGGCUCCAACCCGUGGAGUUCCGUGGACAGAAAUGGAUUGAUGGGGGCUUCACUGACAGCCUACCAAUCAUGCCUUCGGGCCGAACCAUCACAGUUUCACCAUUCUCUGGGCCGCAGGAUGUGAGUCCAUUGCACAAGGGCUAUGCGUUCAAGACUCAACUCAAGCUGGCCAAUAUGAACAUAAUGUUCUCCAUGGAAAACAUCAAACGACUGAACCAGGCUUUAUUCCCACCAUCUACCAAUGGAAUGAAGUCCCUCUGUCAGGAGGGUUUUGAUGAUGCCAUGAGGUUCCUGAAGACAGAGAGUUGGAUGAGCUAG